Ochotona curzoniae (black-lipped pika) is the source of this 215-nucleotide messenger RNA. RefSeq names its product G protein subunit gamma 8 (gene GNG8). Gene Ontology annotation, cellular component: heterotrimeric G-protein complex. The transcript is spliced from 2 exons. Gene Ontology annotation, biological process: G protein-coupled receptor signaling pathway. Bases 3 to 215 code for a protein of 70 amino acids. The record is from RefSeq and is a predicted model, not a curated record. Gene Ontology annotation, molecular function: G-protein beta-subunit binding. NCBI's taxonomy places the organism in Eukaryota, Metazoa, Chordata, Mammalia, Lagomorpha, Ochotonidae.
CCAUGUCCAACAACAUGGCCAAGAUCGCUGAGGCCCGCAAGGCCGUGGAGCAGCUGAAGCUGGAAGUGAACAUCGACCGCAUGAAGGUGUCUCAGGCGGCGGCCGAGCUCCUGGCCUUCUGCGAGACGCAUGCCAAGGACGACCCGCUGGUGACCCCGGUCCCUGCCGCCGAGAACCCCUUCCGCGACAAGAGGCUUUUUUGCGUCCUUCUCUGA